Messenger RNA from Micropterus salmoides (largemouth bass), 2708 nucleotides. RefSeq names its product zinc finger protein 761-like. The transcript is spliced from 3 exons. The record is from RefSeq and is a predicted model, not a curated record. Bases 467 to 1957 code for a protein of 496 amino acids. NCBI's taxonomy places the organism in Eukaryota, Metazoa, Chordata, Actinopteri, Centrarchiformes, Centrarchidae.
UUGUUUGGUUAAGGAAAUAAAUCAUUCUGGUUCACACUCCAAAAUAUGGGUGGCAGUAAUGCACCUUAACGCUGGUUGCCACCCGCCAUAAGACGGAAAGAAGAAGAAGAAGAAGUUGACCCCGGACACUAAAUAAACAACGUAAAGCUAGUUUGCUCUGGAGCUUCCGAUUCUUGGCAAGCACCCUGCGCUCAGUGAGCCAGUAAUAGCAGUCCGCAGCUUGUGUUCUGAAGUCACCAAUAACGUUACCAGUUUGUGUUUCUCACAAGCUCUUAUUUGUAUGAACUGGUAGCCCAGCCAGCUACUCAGCUGAAGCUAACUGCUAAUGCAACAGUGACUGAAAAAGAGGAACUGUUAGCAGGACAUGUUCAGAGCAAGGUGGGAUCUGAGGACACAGAAAGUUGAGGUGUAGCUGUGGAGCGAUCAGGGGUGACAAAGGGACUCUCGCUGUGGAGAACACCUCAGCAUGGUGAAGACAGCAAAGAUGGAGCUGCUGAGAGCACUGGUCAGUGAGUGCUUGUCUGCAGCCGCCGAGGAGAUCUUCAAGAUUGUACAAAGAACCCUUUUAGACUAUGAAGAGGAAAUUUCCUGUUCAAAGUGGGUGGUGGACAGCCACCGCAGACUGCUGGAUGUUGCCAAGUCACAUAGUGAAGACUCUGUCCAGAUUUCUGCCACAGAUGUGAAGUUGCAGUCUGGUCAGCAGCAGCCAGCUGCCAGUGUGAACGUCCGUGUGUGCUGGGAGGAACCAGAACACACCAGUUCAGAGCCAACAGAAGCCUAUCCCAAGAUAAACAACGCUCAUCCUGACUCCUCUCCUGAUCAAAGGGAUGAGCAGAUACUGAUUGAUAUUGAAGAUGGUGAUGUGAAGCAGGAGUGUGACCUGAACAAGCCUUUGAAAAUCCUCCAGGUGAAGAAACCAUUCAAAUGUCCUGUUUGCUUAAGCGAUUUUUCCUCCAAAAAGACGAUGGUACGACACCUCAAAAGGCAUCCGGAAGACAAAUCAUCAUCGUACCAGUGUCAGUUCUGUGACCGCUACUUCUGCCAAAAGUCUGAAUUCAUCAUUCACACCAGGACACACAAAGGUGCCAAAUCAUACAAGUGCCAAGACUGUGACCGAAGCUUUGACCAGACAGACAGUCUGCUUAUUCACAGACAAAAACACACUGAGGAGAAACCAUAUCAGUGUUUUAGCGAAAAGAUGGAUGCAGACACUCCCCUCAAAUCAAUGACACCUGCCAGUAAGAUUGAAGAAGUGCUGGAUUCCAGACAGGAUGAAUCAGGCAUUAAGACAUUUCCACUUACUAUCACUCCCUAUGAUAAAAAUGAGUUUGAUCAGGAGUCUCUGCAGCCCUUGUGUCUUUACCAAAUCCAGACUGUUGCUGAUAUAGAUAAAGACUCUGCAUCUGCAGUUCUAGUUGAUUACAUCAAAACUGACCCAGCUGGAACUGACGGUGGAGUAUCAGACAGCACCACAGAUGAUCAACAGCUCCUUUCAGUGAACCCAUGUGAACAGUGUGAAGGUGAGACAGACCCCAAUCAUCUCAACAUAAAAAAUAUCCUGCCAAGAAGACCUUCAGGGAAGUCCGCGGACCUCAUUGUUCAGUUUGAAGCAGGAACGUCACAGAAACCCUACAAGUGUCCUUGUUGCACAAAAUGUUUCUCCCUGACUAAGACUUUAAUAAGACACUUAAAGAUCCACACAGAGGACAAACCGUAUCAGUGCCAGUUUUGUGGAAGAAACUUCUGUCAGAAGUCAGACCUGAUCAAUCAUACAAGGAUACACACAGGAGAGAGACCUUAUCGGUGCCAAGAGUGUCACAAAUCCUUUGCACAGAAAGGCAACCUGGUGGUUCACAUGAGGAAACAUUCAGUAGAGAAACCGUAUCAUUGCCAAGAGUGCAGCUGUAGCUUUGAUCAGAAAUCAUCUUUAAACUGUCACAUGCAAAGCCACAUGUAGAUUGCAGCUUUGUCUGAAGACUGGUUAACACAUUUGAGUACUUGUUUGGUUGUGAGUGAAAUGUAUCUGUAGCAAGUGAAGUGCUGAAAGCUUGAGUUGUUUGUCUGGUCAGACAGAUCUCUUUGAUCAUAGGGUUAGGAUUUAAAAUCCAUUUUAUCAAACAAUGUCACCAUAAGGUUCAUUCGUAGCUCUUCUGAAACUUUUUAUUGUAUCACACAAUAUUCUCAAGUAGCGUUCAGACAGAGUGUGUUUUUUGCAGUGAGAGGUGUCUUUUUCCAGUUUUCUAUAAGCAUUUUGUGCACUGUGUAGUGUGUAGCGUUUUUAGACGCUUGGAACUCUCGAUGUCAUGGGCGUAUUUCCCCAUUGUCCAAUUGCAUGACACUAGUGGAGAACAAACUACAGGUAGUUGUUAGAUAAACAGUAGGCUGGGCCUAUAGCAAAAAUAAAUGCUCAGCCACUCUGCUGGACCAACAGACUUAUUUUAGUUGUUGGUCAUUUUUGUGAUGCUAGGUCCGACCAUUGAUCGCAGAUUGUCAAACAGCCCCCCGACUCAUCCUAAAAUAACUCUGGGAAUCCACUGACUCCGGCUACGGCACUUUAGGGGUUUGAUGCGUCCAUAGCCCGAUGUCAAAGUCCACUGGAAGCGUCUCAGCAGCGGAGCGUGCAGCCUGCUUCACGUUUUUGACUUGUUAUUAAUUUGUCAUUUUUGUGCUUCUACUACCUUCUUCACAGCUCUAUGUGACCCUGUUUC